Molecule: messenger RNA, 396 nt
Organism: Nezara viridula (southern green stink bug)
Lineage: Eukaryota; Metazoa; Arthropoda; Insecta; Hemiptera; Pentatomidae
Source: the annotation of a GenBank genome assembly
AUGGAAAAGGAUGGCAUGAAAAAGACAAGGAAGGAGAGAGCAAAAAAAAAUGAGGAAAAAAGGAAAAAACAUUUCUUGGAUUCCGUCACAUCCAGAGCGGAAGAAGAUUUCACAACGAGAGGCGACAGAAGGAAAAAGCUAAAAAUACAGGCGGAGCAGAAAACGAACUUAAAAGUAAAAUUAAUGAAUAUAAAGCCAUUAUCUAUAAUUGAAACUUCACACCGCCAGUCAAGGGCACCCGCCCCCAGAGAGGUACAGACGCCGGACUUCCUGAAUCAGUUAAUUGGUGUGAAGUCAUUACCGAGGCACCCAGGGCGAGGUGGGAGGGGUCAUUCCACCCCAUUGGUCCACGGGCCACCGAGCGCCCUCGUACCGGAUCCUCUUAAACCUACCUAA